CUCCGAAACGAAACAAUCCCUUUCCUUCUCCCUCAAACCUCAAAUCAAAACCCUUCCCAAGCAAAGCAUCAUUCUCCUCCACUAUAUCACCACCAUGCCUUAUCCCUCUCUAACACUCACAACCAAACACAACCUUUUUUCUCACGCUUUUCUUCACAACAACAAAAUAUGGCAGCAGCAAAAACAACAACAACAUCAGCACAACAGACCUCCUCGGCCCCACUCCGCCUUGACGCGCCACGCAUUCCACCGCUCGCAUACUCGGGCCGGGUCCAGCUCAAGGCGCUGCUGGACCGGCCCGAGUCAGUGGUGGGACGACACGUGAUCGUUGGUGGAUGGGUGAAGUCUGCUAAGGAGGUCAAGAAGAAGGCGGCGGCGCCUCCAUCAUUUGCGACGGCGACGGAAGAAACCACCGACGCCGGGGAAGGAGGGAAGGGCAAGGACGUGUCGUGCGUGGAGAUUCUGCAGUCGAGGAUACCGCUGCUUCGGAGCUUAUUGGAUGUGUUCGGAGGAGGCGGUUACGUGCAGCGCAAGAAACGUGAGAAUGUAAUUGUGCCGAAUCAUAAGGUUUUGCCUCCCAAAGCUUCUACGGCGUAUCUGCUUCUAACGGAUGGGUCGUGCGUUCCAAGCCUUCAGGUUGUUGUUGAUUCUUCAGUAGCCACCCCUAGCAGACUUUUGCCUACUGGAACGUGUCUAUUAGUGGAAGGUCAACUAGAAAGAGCAGAAGGGAAGCAUGCUAUUGAGCUUAAAGCUGAAAAAGUUCUUCACAUUGGGACAGUAGAUUUUGAUAAGUACCCUUUAUCAAAGAAGCGAAUUCCACUAGAUACCUUAAGAGAUUACUCCCAAUUUCGACCUCGAACAACCACGGUGGCAACUGUGGUGCGGAUCCGUAGUUCUCUUUCUUUUGCAACCCACACAUUUUUCAAUGAGCAUGCAUUUAUUGAUGUGCAAGUACCUAUUAUAACUAGCACAGACUCUGAAGGGUUUAGCAACAUGUUGAAGGUUAACACCCUGGAACAGAAAGCAGAGAAGGAGAAACUAGACACAAUUUAUGAGACUGAAGGUGUUAGCCUUGAACAUGUGAAGGCAGCUGCAAAGGAGAAAAGCAACAUUAUUGAGCAUUUGAAAAGAACUGAGAGCAAUAGGGAAGCACUGGCUGCUGCAGUUCAGGAUCUGAGGAAAACGAAUGAACUCGCAUCGCAAAUGGAAGCAAGAGAAAAGAGAAAGUUAGGAGCUUCUUUUAAGGACGAUGACAAAGUAGACUCUUCCAAAGAGUUUUUCCCUUUCCAAACUUAUUUGACUGUCUCUGGACGCUUGCAUCUCGAGAGUUAUGCAUGUGCUCUUGGAAAUGUCUACUCAUUUGGUCCUAGAUUUCUAGCAGAUAAAACGGAUUCUGCUAAACAUGCUGCAGAAAUGUGGAUGGUUGAGGUUGAAAUGGCCUUUUCGCUAUUAAAGGAUUCCAUGAAUUGUGCAAAUGACUUUUUCAAGUACCUCUGCAACUGGGUUCUGAUACAUUGCUCUGAAGAAAUGAAGUUCGUUGCCAAAAGAAUCGACAACACCUGCGUGAACCGUCUUCAGCAGAUUAUAUUAGGUUCACCUGUAAUGAUGACCUACCAUGAAGCUAUAGAUGUUCUUAGAAAGUUGUCCUACCAGGCUGAAGAUAAGAAAUUUGAAACAAAUUUUGAGUCAGGGUUUGCACUCACUUCAGAGCACCUAAGCUAUCUAACUGAUACCAUCUACCAGAAGCCGGUUGUGAUAUACAAUUAUCCAAAAGAAGCUAAGCCAUUUUAUGCUCGCCAGAAUGAUGAUGGAACUGUAGCUGCGUUUGACUUGGUUGUCCCAAAGCUUGGAACAAUAAUAUCUGGUAGCCAAAACGAGGAACGUCUUAACAUGAUAAGCUCCAGGAUUGAUGAGUUAGGCUUGCCGCGAGAGAAGUAUGAAUGGUACCUAGAUCUUCGUCGAAACGGAACAGUGAAGAACUCUGGGUUCACUCUAAGGUUUGACCUGAUGGUCCUCUUCGCAACUGGCCUUGGCAAUGUUAGGGACGUUAUCCCUUUCCCAAGAAGCUAUGGCAAAGCCAAUAACUAAGUAAAAGUUUUGGGCUAAGAUUCAAGUUGCAUAUUCGAGGCUAUUGGCAUUCAAACUUCCAAUAUUUGUGGACCUGAGGAAAUCAUGACACUGUUGUAUGCUUGUGUAACAAUUUAACAUAUGAAUGGAUUACUUGUGUGCCUGAUGUAUAUAUGGAAACGUAUAAUUGAAAUGAAAUUUAUUCAAGUCUUGUGAAGUU
Glycine soja is the source of this 2287-nucleotide messenger RNA. RefSeq names its product asparagine--tRNA ligase, cytoplasmic 2-like. Gene Ontology annotation, cellular component: mitochondrion. The transcript is spliced from 8 exons. Lineage: Eukaryota; Viridiplantae; Streptophyta; Magnoliopsida; Fabales; Fabaceae. Gene Ontology annotation, molecular function: asparagine-tRNA ligase activity; ATP binding. Bases 169 to 2088 code for a protein of 639 amino acids. Gene Ontology annotation, biological process: asparaginyl-tRNA aminoacylation. The record is from RefSeq and is a predicted model, not a curated record.